UGUGUGUGUGUGUGUGUGCAUCUCUCUCUCUCUCUCUGUGUCUCUGUGUGUGUGUCUCUCUCUCUGUGUGUGUCUCUGUGUGUGUGUCUCUCUCUGUGUGUCUCUGUGUGUGCGUCUCUAUUUCUGUGUGUGUCUCUCUCUGUCUCUGUGUGUGCGUCUCUCUCUGUCUUUGUGUGUGCGUGUGUGUGUGUGUGUGUGUGUGUGUGUGUGUGUGUGUCUCUAUCUCUCUCUGUGUGUCUCUGUGUGUGCGUCUCUCUCUCUGUCUCUGUGUGUGCGUCUGUGCGUGUGUGUGUGUGUGUGUCUCUCUCUCUGUGUGUGUGUGUGUGUGUGUGUGUGUCUCUCUCUCUCUGUCUGUGUGUGUGUGUCCUCGGCUCGGCUCUUUCCGUACACACUCGGCUCUCUCCCCCUCUGCGUUCUCACACGGCAGCGCGUGCCCCAUGGAAACGGCAAAUAAACCUGCGAUAAAAGCGAUAAAAUGGCGACGACGGUGGUUUUAUGAAGACAGAAGCCCACCGUCUCCCCCAUCGCUGUGAAACCCGCGCCGUGCCCCGGGCUGUCGGUCGCACAGACCCGCAUCGCCUCGGCUCAGCACCCAACCGGAGCGCGUGCGGAGGAGCCCCGUUACCGCAAAUUGAAGUCAUUAAUUUCCCUGUGAAGAUGCUCUGAAGAGAAAAAAAAAACUUUACAGAAAGUCCUAGUCCCUCCAACCAGAAAGCUUUGGCACCAUGUUCUACGGCUCCUCUUCAGCCAGCAUGUCACUGCCCUCAAAGAGCCGUCUGAAGCGCCAGAGCCGCACCAUCACGCAGGUCCUGUACCGGACUCUGAGCUACCGGGACCGUCGCUCGGUUACCGACCUGCCUGAGCAAGUGCGGGACGACCCAGCUGAACUCUCCACGCAGACCUCAGCUCCAGGUGUUCUCAAGAUCUUUGGAGAUGAAAUCAGCGCCGGGGCUAACUACAAGAGCGUUUUGGCUACUCCACGUUCCAGCGCACAGGAGCUCAUAAAAGAGGCACUGGAGCGCUACUCACUGAGCAAAGGUUCAGCCAGUAGCUAUGUGCUAUGUGAUGUGAUUGGGCGGUUCGAGGGCCCUGAGCGACGGUGGAGGACAGAGUGCUUGCGGGCACUGGGCAGCAAUGAGAAGCCUCUCCUUCUGCAGGAGCUCUGGAAGCCAAAGGAAGGAUUCGCAAGGCGCUUCGAGCUCAGGCGGAGGGCUGAAGUAGAGGAGCUGGCAGCUAAAGAGAAAGACACGGUAACUGCAGGGCCUCACACACACUCCCCUGUGUUAACAUCCACCCUGAGUAAGGGGGGACAUGGUAAAUGCCAGCGGAGUCCCCUCCGGGGCUGGCGUAUGGUACUACCCAGCACUCCGACUCUUAAAGAUAUAAACGCACAGGCACGGAAACUUCAGCGGAACCGCGCUAAGGGAACAAUGACCCUGCAGCAUGGCUCGUCCUUCUGCCGCAGCCUCAGUGAGACCAGUCUCAACCUAGUGGGCGUGGUGGGGGAGGAACCAAAGCGCUAUUCUACACUGCCCGUGUCAGGCCGAGCACGCUCAGAUGGAUGCAAAGAGGGGGGCGGAGUCAAGCAUUCCCUCUACCAAUCACCUCAUUUGCUGCUUCUCCAAGGAUAUAACAGACAAGACUGCCUGGUUUACCUGCUGAACAAAGAACAGCACACGGUAGGUCAGGAGACGGCAAGCACGCGGCCAAACAUCUGUCUGUCAUCUCCGGACAUUCUCCCACUGCACUGCCGCAUACGCCGCCGACGCUCGUCUUCCUCGUCCUCGUCCUCUUCUUCUUCCUUUUCCUCAGACUAUCGGCUCUUACUGGAACCGGUCGGCCACGGCACCGUGUUGAUCAACUUCACUCGUAUCGAGCGUCCCACUCCGCUGCGUCACGGCGACCUGCUGUCAUUUGGUGCCCAUUAUAUCUUCCUAUACAGAGACCCACUAAGCGCCAAGCCACUACCUGGCCACACCCUGACCCGCCUCCGCACCCUCGGUGCCAAAAAUGUGGAGGCAUGUCCGACAUGCGGUGCUGCCCCACGGGAGUGGGUGGGGUUUCGGCAAAGCUCAAAGAGUGCAAAGGGGCCAAAGAAGAGGAAGCUGGCGCUGGAGUUUGAGCGAGCCCAAGAGGAUGCGCUGGUGAAUCGGGUGCUCACGCUGAUCGAGCCGAGCGGCGACGAUCACAAGCUCACUCCCGCAUAUCUGCUCUGCCUGUGCAUCCAACACUCAGCGCUUUCAUUCCCACCCGGCAGCUUCGGGAAACUGCUCCUCAAAAUCGCUAAGAAGAUCCAGAGCAUCGCAUGGGAGAAGACAAAGGAAUUGGCACAGAAGCAAGCUCAGCAUCAGGAUCCAGCCUCCCUGUCACUGCUUAGCAUCUCUGACCUUGUGCCGGAUCUUCAGGUCAUUUUCUUUUGGAUGGCGAACUCCAUCGAGAUCCUGUACUUCAUUCAGCAGAAAUCACCUACAUACAUGCAAAAUAUUGAAAUGAUGGACAACAAAGCUGGAUCUAAAGAGUCGCUCCUCUCGGCGACAAUAUCAGCCAGUGAAGAGGUGAUGACUAUUCUGGAGGAAGUCAUCAUGUACACAUUUCAGCAGUGUGUCUACUACAUUACAAAGUCCUUGUAUGUGGUGUUGCCAGCCUUGUUGGACUGCAGCCCAUUUGGAAGCGAGUCAUCGUCGGAGGCUUGCCGGCGGGCGACGGGCACACGGGCGUGUGUGUGCAGUGUGUGUGUUAUGCCCGAAGCAGUACGUCGGACUCUUUGUGUUUUUCAGACCACAGCUGAUCUCAUGCAACAGUAUCAGGUCCAUGUUGAGAUCCAGAGCCAGAUGUUCGCCUACCUGUUCUUCUUCACCAAUGCCUCGCUCUUCAAUCUACUCAUCGAUAAAGGUCCUGUGAGGGGCUGGUUCCAGCAUUCCCAAGCAUUGCAGAUACAAGCAUGUUUGCGGAUGCUCCUAGACUGGGCGAAAGGAGCAGGACGGGCGCAGAUCGCUCAGAAGUUUUUCGCCAAACUAUGCAGCAUGGUUACCAUCCUCAUCACACCCGCCCCACAGCUCUCGCAGAUGAGUUGGAAAGUGUUGCGGACAGAACAUCCGUCUCUGAAACCCGUCCAGCUUCACAGAAUCCUUUCCCAGUACCACCUGACUGGCGAGGUGGGUUCUGUUCCAACCUGGCAACCAAGCAGUGAAGAUGAAGCCUACGUUUACAGAACAGUGGAUCUGUUGGAGAACUUUGAUAACCACCCUCCCAUCGUGUUACCCAGUGCUGGGUUUAAGGUGGACCUGGAGAGUGAGUGUGUAGACGACAGCAUAUACAGACACCUGCUUUACAUCCGACACUUUCUGUGGGGCCUUCGCACCAAGACCCAUGGCAGCACAGACAGACAGGAAAAUCCGCGUGGAGAGGGAGAAGGAGAAGUACGCAUUUCUUCCAUUGGAGGACGAGGAGAGAGUGCAGGAACUGAGGAAAGACCAAGAGAACGAACACACACUCCACAUUACAGAAACGGAAUGAGCGUCCGGCAUGCUGCAGACCCGUCCUGCCUGCUUACUCCGCCAAACACACCAAUGUACCCAGAAUUCACACACACUCCGUACGCUAAACACUCCCAGCAGGAACGCAUCCCAGCCAACGGGUGUACACGCUCCACUCCUGAGCACAAGAAGAUCAAUGGAUACAUCAGUAAUGGUACUGAAGGCCCUCUUAAUGGGUGUGGCUUUCCUUUCCCCAUCCCUCUGGCCCAGACCCUGGGCAAUAACUCUGACCCUGUGUGUUCCGUCUUUGUAGUGGACUUGGACAAAGGACCCUAUGGCCUUGGAAUGGGACUCAUCGACGGACUUCACACUCCUCUGAAUUCACCGGGGAUCUACAUCCGCACCCUGAUUCCCGACGGACCAGCCGCUUCAGACGGACGGCUGCACAUUGGAGACCGGAUCCUGGCUGUAAAUGGGAAAAGCCUCAUUGGAGCCGAUUACCAGAGUGCCGUGGAUCUGAUCAGACUGGGCGGAGGACGGCUUCGCUUUCUCGUGGCUAAAUCAGAUCCUGAAGUGUCGGAGAAGAUCAGUGCCUCUUCCUGCUGAGAGAGAAAGUAUGAGGUUUGAGGUUCGAGUGUAUGCACUUUGGCAAAACAAGUCGAACCGAAACGGCAUCUUCUCUGUGGUGAUGAUAAAGAGAAUAAGCACAUCGUUCAGAUCACUCAGCGACUCGUCUCCGUAUCCUCACACUGCACUCAGGAGAGAGCCUUAGCACAGCGAUGGGAUUUUCACACAACAAGCAUCGCAGUGUCGUCGACUUCUCUCCUCCUCCUCCUCCUCCUCCUCCUCUUCACCCUGGAGUGUUACGCAAAAUAUACAAAAAAUGAAAACAUGAACAGAAUUAAACACAAGACACAGUCUAUCCUGUUUACAAGCAUUUCUAUCACAUCAACUUGGACAAUUACAAUAGAACUAAAACAUCUGAUUGUGUUCUUGUACAUGAACGUAAAGAUAAAUGAACUGAACAGUAAACUGAUAGACGAGUGCAGGUAAGAACAAACAGCUUGGUUCAGUUUGCAUAUUUAUCAUCAGCGAUUACACUGGAUGGAAAUGUCAUUUCUCUUCCAUUUUUAUUUUGGCUGUUCUCUCAUCACCUCUCUUUUUCUCUUCUUUUUUCUCCUUUUUGCUCGGUCUCAUCUGUUUUCUCUUCCGUCUUUAUGUUGUUUCCUGUGUUUACAC
Neoarius graeffei (lesser salmon catfish) is the source of this 4715-nucleotide messenger RNA. RefSeq names its product Ras association and DIL domains (gene radil). Lineage: Eukaryota; Metazoa; Chordata; Actinopteri; Siluriformes; Ariidae. The transcript is spliced from 17 exons. Bases 726 to 4082 code for a protein of 1118 amino acids. Gene Ontology annotation, biological process: signal transduction; substrate adhesion-dependent cell spreading; neural crest cell migration. Gene Ontology annotation, cellular component: microtubule. Gene Ontology annotation, molecular function: GTPase binding. The record is from RefSeq and is a predicted model, not a curated record.